Kockovaella imperatae is the source of this 1529-nucleotide messenger RNA. RefSeq lists its product as hypothetical. Gene Ontology annotation, biological process: base-excision repair, AP site formation. NCBI's taxonomy places the organism in Eukaryota, Fungi, Basidiomycota, Tremellomycetes, Tremellales, Cuniculitremaceae. Gene Ontology annotation, molecular function: mismatch base pair DNA N-glycosylase activity. The transcript is spliced from 7 exons. Bases 45 to 1493 code for a protein of 482 amino acids. The record is from RefSeq and is a predicted model, not a curated record.
GUUAUGUCAUUCGCUUGUACUUACUAUGUACCUCAGCAGCCUAGAUGAAUCAUGACGAUCAUAUCAUGUCGACCUCCUCGACUCGUCUCGCAUCGCGAUUGGCAAGCUAUGCUUUCAGUCCGAGUCGGGACGCUACACAGUCCUCCACCGCGGGUCCAAGUCGGCCAAUACAACAAGUGGAAGUGAUCCUUGACAAGCGGCGUCGGGAGCGGGGACCUGAGGCUGAGGACGAAUGUGAAGACUCUGAGAUCAAGUCAGAGCCAGACUCAGAUGAAGAAUGGACUCCAGUCGGAUCCAAUGGCAAGCCUCGGUCGAGCUCCGAGCUCUCUGCACCCUUUAAGACACCCACGAAGCGGCUUCGGCUCCGAUCAGAUAGAGGUGAUCGAAGUCCUCCCCAGCUGGUGGAAGUCAAGGCUGAGACUGGUUCGACGGCGACGACAAUCAGUCCUACGAAACGAACGGCAGGAACACCUGCCAAAGACAGGUCGACACCUAAGAAAGCGCCAAAAGUUCCAAGACCCUAUGCUGGGCCGGAGGUCUAUGCUCAUUUACACCAAGUUCCAGAUCAUAUCAAGCCGGGUCUGAAGAUAUUGUUCUGCGGUAUAAAUCCGGGGAAGAAAUCAUCCAUUGAUGGACAUCAUUUCGCUCAUCCAAGCAACAAGUUUUGGAAAGCCCUCUAUCUAUCUGGUAUCACGGACCGUCGAGUGGCACCCAGCGAAGAUGCCAGUAUGCCAGAAUUGUUCAACUUUGGCUUGACGAAUCUGUGCGAUCGUCCCACUUCAGAAAUGUCAGAACUCUCCACACUCGAGAUGAAGCUUUCUGUACCUUUGCUCACGCGCAAGAUUAUGGCAUUUACACCACUGGUCGUCUGCAUGGUUGGAAAAAAGAUUUGGGACGUAUACCAAGCCCAAGUGUCUCCUACAGCGGGACCACCUGGCUCGCUUAAACCUCCUCAAUCGCCAGUACCUGAACGCAUCCGAUCGGAGAGAAUCAUCCAAAACCCAUAUGCAAAGGACCAUUCGCCGAACGGUGAUAUCCUCACCACCUCGUACAUCGACUCUGCGACUUCCGGCGCAUCAGAUCCCCCGGACCAUACUUUGACACUAUACAGACUGCCAUCUUCAGUCCCAAAAGCAGAGACAACCCCGUCCCCCGCUAAGACUCUACGCAAAGGCGAACGCAAAGCCCCAGCCCACAAGGAACCAUUCGACUGGCACGCUCCCAGACCGUUCAGGUUACCACACGAGAACAAGGAGGCAUACACUUAUUUCUGGGUCACACCAAAUACGUCAGGUCUCGAGCGGACCCCGCUCGCAGACGUUGUUGGAAUGUUUCGGUCGCUCAAUAGCUUUGCUCAGUCCCUUGAACGUGGUGAGGAGCCUUUGGGCUCAUAUAGAGAUAUAGACAUCAUCGGCGUCAAGUCAACAGCUCAAAAGGUCAGACGGGAUGCGAUGGAGAAAGGUCAUGAUGUGGAUCACAUUCUCACAUCUUGAACUGCUAGACCUAACUCUUCGAGGAAAGAUCAGACU